Ceratotherium simum simum (southern white rhinoceros) is the source of this 1237-nucleotide messenger RNA. NCBI's taxonomy places the organism in Eukaryota, Metazoa, Chordata, Mammalia, Perissodactyla, Rhinocerotidae. The record is from RefSeq and is a predicted model, not a curated record.
UCCUCCUCCCACUCCGCUAAAACCCGGAGGCUCCCCAGUGGAAGCGCAUUCUCCUCUGGAGCCCAGGGCGGGUGCUGCGCGCUCUUGCAACGACCCGAGGCGUUAAGUCUCCAGAGGAGUCUUGAGCCGUGGGUUCGCGACCCGGACAAGUCCUGGGGCCAGACGGCGUGAUGGAGCCCCAGGAGGCGCAGCUGCUGAGUUUGGAGGCGCAGGGACCUGCACCCUGUGGAGACACCCCGCCAGCUGAGGAGCUGCCUACCCCGGGGGUUCCCUGCAUGGAGAGUGGCGGGGACGGCGGCGGUAUAUCCGAGGCCCCGAGCCCCGACGCUGAGCCUCUGUCCCCGACGGAAGAGGCUGCCCCCCGGGAGCAGGAGGAGCUGCUGGAAUGCCGCCGCCGCCGCCGCGCGCGUUCCUUUUCCCUACCCGCCGACCCGAUCUUGCAGGCGGCGAAGCUUCUGCAGCAGCGACAGCAGCUUGCCCUGGGGCUCGGCGCGGAGGGCGGCCGGAGGGCCGGGGGCGUGCCUCACGGCCCCGGCGGCUGCUGUGCCAAGUGCAAGAAGCGGGUGCAGUUUGCGGACGCGCUGGGGCUGAGCCUGGCCAGCGUGAAGCACUUCAGCGAGGCCGAGGAGCCGCAGGUGCCGCCGGCCGUGCUCUCCCGCCUUCGCAGCUUCCCCAUGCGCGCCGAGGACCUGGAGCAGCUCCCCGGCCUGCUGGCCGCGGCGGCGGCGGCCGCGCCCCUCUCCGCGCCGCCUCCCCGGCUUCGGCCUGUCUUCCAGCUUCCGGAGCCGGGCGCCGCGGCCGAGCGCCUGAGGCGGCAGCGCGUGUGCUUGGAGCGCGUGCACUGCUCGGCACUCCCUGGCGCGGAGGUGACAGGCUCCGGCCGGGUGCUGGGCUGCCCCGGGCCGCGGACCGUGGCGGUCCGCUACACCUUCACCGAGUGGCGCUCCUUCCUGGACGUGCCGGCCGAGCUGCAGCCCGAGCCAGUGGAGCCAGGGGCGCCGUCGGGGGAUCCCGGGCCUGGGGAUGCCGAGGAGGAGCCGGGCGCCGAGCGCUUCCACUUCUCGCUGUGCCUGCCCCCCGGCCUGCAGCCCAAGGAGGGGGAGGACGCGGACGCGCCGGGCGUCGCCGUCCACUUCGCUGUCUGCUACCGCUGCGCCCAAGGCGAGUACUGGGACAACAACGCGGGCGCCAACUACACGCUGCGCUACGUGCGCCCCGCGGACGCGCUGUGAGUGAG